ACCUGAACGGCUCUCGCGACCCAGGGCAGCCUCCGCCGCGAUGGCUGCUGUCACGGCCCCAACCUCCUCUUCUUCCUCCUCUGGCUGGGCCUUCACCUGCAACUUUGAAGUUGAUUACGGAUCUGAAGAACAUGCUACCAUUGUGUACAAGACGUUGGUCGUCGACAAGGAGUUGCAGCCAGAUAAGGUCAGGAGGGAGAUGACUGUUUCUGGUGGCAAGCUUAUCGUGCGCUUUGAAGCAGUAGAGGCCCGAUUUCUGCGAGCAUCAUUCAGCGCGUUUGUCGAUCUUAUGGUACUUGUGACGAAGCUUGUCGAAGAAUAUGGUGUAAGCAAGGAGGCGCAUUCAUCGUCAUGAGCUAGUUAGUGUUAGUCAGUGACGAAAUGUAUCUGCCUAGUCUCUUCAUCUGUGAAGGUACUGAUGAAUGUAUUGUUGAUUUUGAAUGAAAACUUCUGUACUGUGCAUGCCCCAUUCACAAAUCAUUGUAAUGAGAAAGAAACACAGUAGACCCAUUCACAAAUUCUCUGUACAAGAUUUAAAGGUUAAACAUAUCUUAAAUUUGAGGGGAA
Lolium rigidum is the source of this 567-nucleotide messenger RNA. RefSeq lists its product as uncharacterized. Lineage: Eukaryota; Viridiplantae; Streptophyta; Magnoliopsida; Poales; Poaceae. Gene Ontology annotation, cellular component: EKC/KEOPS complex. The record is from RefSeq and is a predicted model, not a curated record. The coding region runs from base 41 to 355 and encodes 104 amino acids. The transcript has 4 exons.